This is a messenger RNA of Siniperca chuatsi (mandarin fish), 1650 nucleotides long. Its product is annotated as cholesterol 25-hydroxylase-like protein. The coding region runs from base 265 to 1080 and encodes 271 amino acids. Gene Ontology annotation, biological process: cholesterol metabolic process; sterol biosynthetic process. The record is from RefSeq and is a predicted model, not a curated record. The transcript has a single exon. NCBI's taxonomy places the organism in Eukaryota, Metazoa, Chordata, Actinopteri, Centrarchiformes, Sinipercidae. Gene Ontology annotation, molecular function: iron ion binding; steroid hydroxylase activity; C-4 methylsterol oxidase activity.
CAUUGUUUCAUUCAUUGACAGACAACCCCCUGUUCAAAUCCAUAAAUUUACAUUAUUUUCAAAGUGAUGAAGCAUAACAGUGACGUUGCAAAUGACAUUCACAUGAUAUGAAUAAAAUCGCUUAUGAAAACAAAGGUUUGGAAGUGUCCUCAAUGUGAAACUCCCCAGGAAAUGCUUUGUAAGCAUCUUACAUAAUGUUGCAACACUUCAUCACACUAUCCUUCACUAAGUAGAAAUUUGUCAGUACAGUUAAGUUCUGCAGGGAUGACAAACUCAGAGAGACUCCUUCUGCAGAUUCUUUGGGACUGGUUGAGAGAACAACAGAGCCUCCUCAGAUCUCCAUUUUUCCCAGUUUUAUUCUCUCUGACCGUUUACCUGAGUUUCUGCUUGCCUUACUUAUGUCUGGAUUUGCUCUGUUCCAGACUGAUCCUGGUACGUUGCUUCAAGAUCCAGCCUCAAAGCAAGGUGACAUGGGCAAAGGCUUGGAGGUGCUUGCGCAAAAUUUUCCACAACCACGUCUGUUUCAUUUUCCCCCUCUCUGUUGUGCACUGGUACUGGAGACCUGUGUUUUUUCCUCCACUGGCACCUGAGAUGCUGUCUGUUGUUAUUAAUGUAUUGGCCUGCCUCCUCCUGUUCGACAUGCAGUUCUUUUUGUGGCAUCUGCUGCAUCACAAGGUGCCCUGGCUCUACCACGUCUUCCACACGGAGCACCACCUCUACACAGCUGCCUUCUCGCUGAUGACAGAAUACACAGGUAUCUGGGAGAUGCUGAGCCUCAGCUUCUUCACAACACUGAACCCUGCACUCCUGGACUGCCAUCCACUCACCGAGAUGCUCUUCUAUGUCACAAACAUGUAUCUGUCUGUGGAGGCUCACUCAGGAUAUGAUUUUCCCUGGUCUCCACAUAGACUGGUGCCCUUCGGCCUCUACGGAGGAGCUCAGCAUCACAACCUUCACCACCUUAAAUCCAAAGUAAACUAUGCGCCGUACUUCACACACUGGGACAGACUGUUUGGCACGCUGCAGAGAUUAGACACACAGAAGAAGUCAAGAAACACAGAGACUUUAAAGAAGUUGUGAUUAUCAGAAUAUGUGAUGGACAUGAUUAUUCUGCUGUUAACCUGCAAGAAAAGCAACUAAGGAAGAAGACUUUGAUUUAACUUUGAUGCUGAAAGAUGCUGAGAAUUUUAGUUUAAGUUAUACUCAACCAAAAAAACCUGUUGUGUUUCAUGCUCAAAAAAUAGGUCCAUAUUUUGAAAAACCAUAUCUGAAUUUUGUCACAGAAUGUGAAAUAAUGAUAUGUUGUUGUGAUACUAUUGUUUUUUUGUAAUUAUCCUUAAUUUUACUGGAUUUAUGAAAUUGAUGAAAUUAUGAAAAAAAAGGAAUCUUUAAGUAUCAAAUUCUCACCUCUGUGUAUGUGGAGCCCCAAAACCAACAACAAGUGGUAAACGUUAUGGGACAGGUAAAAAAAUGCAUGAAUAUACAUCAAUAAAUAGCCUAAUAGUUUGUUGAAUAAUUAAAAUAGAGUGUAAAAGGAAAUAUAAAGCUUUAUACUUUUCCUUUAACGUCCAAUCAGCUGGUAAAAAAAGAGAAAAGCUUUUAAUUUUUUUCCUUAACCACCACUCACUGAUAAAAUAAAUUAAAACCUGA